UCCUUUGAAACUGACGACUACUAUGAAUACACAUGUGGUUUUCUUGCUUAUUUUGCUGGUAACUAUGAGCUGUAUAAGCAAAAGGGCAAGAACUAAGAUAAAGCCACAAAGGACUACAACAACAACCGACAAAAACAUUAAAGUUUCUCACUGGGAACGAUACGGACUGAAGGAUGAAAUCUCGCUUCUAACCUUUAGAAAAAUCUUGGAAAACGUUGCACAAUUUGACAGCGUUCGCGACUGCCCACUUGGCGAAAAUAAAUGUGAUUAUAAAUCCAUAGAUUAUGUACUACCCAGAUUAAUUUUGAAAUCGGCGAGAAAAGCCGAGACUCUUCUUAAUAAAGCUAUGAAUAAUAACUGUAUUCCACUUGUCGAUUCAAAUACAGAAGAUAGUUCUUCUACGAGUGAAGCUAAUAAAGGUGAAAUGAUAGAUCCCACAACACCAGAAAUUGAAGUUACAACGAAAUAAAAGUAGCUUUAGGCACUGUUCCCACCGCGAGCUAGUAAGCUAUGAGCUAUCGGCUAUAAAAACGAACAAAAUAUAAGCACUCCCGU
Messenger RNA from Leguminivora glycinivorella, 555 nucleotides. RefSeq lists its product as uncharacterized. Lineage: Eukaryota; Metazoa; Arthropoda; Insecta; Lepidoptera; Tortricidae. The coding region runs from base 23 to 469 and encodes 148 amino acids. The record is from RefSeq and is a predicted model, not a curated record. The transcript is spliced from 2 exons.